Myodes glareolus (Bank vole) is the source of this 10202-nucleotide messenger RNA. Lineage: Eukaryota; Metazoa; Chordata; Mammalia; Rodentia; Cricetidae. The record is from RefSeq and is a predicted model, not a curated record.
UGCGUGUAGUCUGGCUAGUGUCGGCAGCGUGUGUCUGGCAUUGCAGCUUCUGCAACCUGGCUCCAGGGCUAUGGAUCUGAGCACUUAAGAGGCUUUCCAGAAGUCAUACUGGAACCUCAUUCUAAGGAUGAAGGACCUGAGGACUAGCUUCUGGAAGAGCUAGGAGCUGAACCUGGAGUCCUGAUGCCUUGCUCCUUUAGGGGCCAGGAGAGUUUGGCAGCAAGCAUGGCUGCAGUGCCCAGCACUUUAGGAUCCUGUUGCGCCUCCCUGGAAUCUGUUGAUUGACUUAUGUGCAGUUUGGGAGCCUGGAGUUUCCUCGCCCUCUGCAGACUGGAGCAGAUCCUCCGCCGGUGUUACAAAAAGCAGGCCGAAUGAGGCAGAGAAGCUGAGCACUGUCUGAAAGGCCCCCGUAGAGCGGCACAAGGCGUCGAGAGCCCGUGGGCUGGGCAGCUGGGAGCAAGGCCCGGUGCUGAGGAUGGACAGGCAGCAAGCCCUACCCUGGGUCCACACAGCCCUCAUCCUCUUCCUCCUCAGCCCCGGAGGGGCCAUUGAAAUUCCAAUGGAUCCAAGCAUUCAGAAUGAGCUGACCCAGCCCCCGACUAUCACCAAGCAGUCAGUGAAGGACCACAUCGUGGACCCCCGUGAUAACAUCCUGAUUGAAUGUGAAGCUAAAGGGAACCCCGCCCCCAGCUUUCACUGGACUCGAAACAGCAGAUUCUUCAACAUUGCCAAGGACCCCCGGGUGUCUAUGAGGAGGCGGUCUGGGACCUUGGUGAUUGACUUCCGCAGUGGCGGCCGACCUGAGGAGUACGAAGGGGAGUACCAGUGCUUCGCCCGGAACAAAUUCGGCACGGCGCUUAGCAACCGGAUCCGCCUGCAGGUGUCCAAAUCUCCUCUGUGGCCCAAGGAAAACCUAGAUCCCGUCGUGGUUCAAGAGGGCGCCCCUUUGACGCUGCAGUGCAACCCCCCACCCGGCCUCCCGUCCCCAGUCAUCUUCUGGAUGAGCAGCUCCAUGGAGCCCAUCACGCAGGACAAGCGAGUCUCCCAGGGCCACAAUGGGGACCUCUACUUCUCCAACGUCAUGCUGCAGGACAUGCAGACCGACUACAGCUGCAAUGCACGUUUCCACUUUACCCACACCAUCCAGCAGAAGAAUCCUUUCACCCUCAAGGUCCUUACCAACAACCCUUAUAAUGACUCGUCCUUAAGAAACCACCCCGACAUGUAUAGUGCCCGAGGGGUGGCCGAAAGAACGCCUAGCUUCAUGUAUCCGCAGGGCACCUCGAGCAGCAAGAUGGUGCUUCGUGGCAUGGACCUGCUGCUGGACUGCAUUGCCUCUGGGGUCCCAACACCAGACAUUGCAUGGUACAAGAAAGGUGGGGACCUCCCGUCUGACAAGACCAAGUUUGAGAACUUUAACAAGGCCCUGCGCAUCACCAAUGUCUCUGAAGAAGACUCCGGGGAAUACUUCUGCCUGGCCUCCAACAAGAUGGGCAGCAUCCGGCACACGAUCUCGGUGAGAGUAAAGGCUGCUCCAUACUGGCUGGAUGAGCCCAAGAACCUGAUCCUGGCUCCUGGGGAAGACGGGAGGCUGGUAUGCCGAGCCAAUGGGAACCCGAAGCCAACUGUCCAGUGGAUGGUGAAUGGGGAGCCUUUGCAAUCGGCGCCACCCAACCCCAACCGUGAGGUGGCUGGAGACACAAUCAUCUUCCGGGACACUCAAAUCAGCAGCAGGGCGGUGUACCAGUGCAAUACAUCCAAUGAACAUGGCUACCUACUGGCCAAUGCCUUCGUCAGUGUGUUGGAUGUGCCUCCUCGGAUGCUGUCUCCCCGGAACCAGCUCAUCAGGGUGAUCCUUUACAAUCGGACACGGUUGGACUGUCCGUUCUUCGGGUCUCCUAUUCCAACACUGCGAUGGUUUAAGAAUGGGCAAGGAAGCAACCUGGAUGGUGGUAACUACCACGUCUACGAAAACGGCAGUCUGGAAAUCAAGAUGAUCCGCAAAGAGGACCAAGGCAUCUACACCUGUGUGGCCACCAACAUCCUGGGCAAAGCUGAAAAUCAAGUCCGCCUAGAGGUCAAAGACCCCACCAGGAUCUACAGGAUGCCCGAGGACCAGGUGGUCAAGAGGGGCACGACGGUGCAGCUGGAGUGUCGCGUGAAGCAUGACCCCUCCUUGAAGCUCACGGUCUCCUGGCUGAAGGACGAUGAACCACUGUACAUUGGGAACAGAAUGAAGAAGGAAGAUGACUCCCUGACCAUCUUUGGUGUGGCAGAGCGGGACCAGGGCAGUUACACGUGCAUGGCCAGCACCGAGCUGGACCAAGACCUUGCCAAGGCCUACCUCACUGUUCUAGCUGAUCAGGCCGCUCCAACUAACCGUUUUGCUGACCUGCCCAAAGGACGGCCAGACCGACCCAGGGACCUGGAGCUCACUGACCUGGCUGAGAGGAGUGUGAGGCUGACCUGGAUCCCAGGAGAUGACAACAACAGCCCCAUCACAGACUACGUCAUCCAGUUUGAAGAGGACCAGUUUCAACCGGGGGUCUGGCAUGACCACUCCAGGUUCCCGGGCAGUGUCAACUCCGCCGUCCUCCAUCUGUCCCCCUAUGUCAACUACCAGUUCCGAGUCAUCGCUGUCAACGAGGUGGGGAGCAGCCACCCCAGCCUUCCGUCUGAGCGCUACAGAACCAGUGGGGCCCCUCCUGAGUCCAAUCCCAGCGAUGUGAAGGGAGAAGGGACAAGAAAGAAUAAUAUGGAGAUCACGUGGACGCCCAUGAAUGCUACCUCUGCCUUUGGCCCCAACCUGCGCUACAUUGUCAAGUGGCGACGGAGAGAGACCCGAGAAACAUGGAACAAUGUCACGGUGUGGGGCUCUCGCUACGUGGUGGGGCAGACCCCUGUCUACGUGCCCUAUGAGAUCCGAGUCCAGGCUGAAAAUGACUUUGGGAAGGGUCCCGAGCCUGACACCGUCAUCGGGUACUCAGGAGAAGAUUAUCCCAGAGCCGCACCCACUGAAGUUAAAAUCCGAGUCAUGAACAGCACAGCCAUCAGCCUUCAGUGGAACCGGGUCUACUCUGACACGGUCCAAGGCCAGCUCAGAGAAUACCGAGCUUACUACUGGAGGGAAAGCAGCUUGCUGAAGAACCUGUGGGUGUCUCAGAAGAGACAGCAGGCCAGCUUCCCUGGUGACCGCCCCCGGGGCGUGGUGGCUCGCCUCUUCCCCUACAGUAACUACAAGCUGGAGAUGGUUGUGGUCAACGGGAGAGGUGAUGGGCCUCGCAGUGAGACCAAGGAAUUCACCACCCCAGAAGGAGUACCCAGUGCCCCAAGGCGUUUCAGAGUCCGGCAGCCCAACCUGGAGACCAUCAACCUGGAGUGGGAUCACCCGGAGCACCCCAACGGAAUCCUGAUUGGAUACACUCUCAAAUACGUGGCCUUUAACGGAACCAAACUGGGAAAGCAGCUGGUGGAAAACUUCUCUCCCAACCAGACUAAGUUCUCGGUGCAGAGGGCAGACCCUGUGUCUCGCUACCGCUUCUCCCUCAGUGCCAGGACGCAGGUGGGCUCUGGAGAAGCUGCCACAGAGGAGACCCCGGCACCUCCGAAUGAAGCUACUCCAACUGCAGCUCCUCCCACGUUGCCCCCGACUACUGAGGGUGCCACAGGCCUAGUGAGCAGUACUGAUGCUACUGCCCUUGCUGCCACCAGUGAAGCCACUACAGUCCCCAUCAUCCCAACUGCCGUACCUACCACCAUCGCCACCACUGUCGCCACAACUACUACAACCACUGCCGCAACCACCACCACCACUACCACCACCACCACCACCACUACCACGGAGAGUCCUCCCACUACCACCAUUGGGACUAAGAUUCACGAAACCGCCCCCGAUGAGCAGUCCAUUUGGAACGUCACGGUGCUCCCCAACAGUAAAUGGGCCAACAUCACCUGGAAGCACAAUUUCAGGCCUGGAACUGACUUUGUGGUUGAGUACAUUGACAGCAACCAUACGAAAAAAACUGUCCCUGUUAAGGCCCAGGCCCAGCCUAUACAGCUGACAGACCUCUAUCCCGGGAUGACGUACACGUUGCGGGUGUAUUCCCGGGACAACGAGGGCAUCAGCAGUACCGUCAUCACCUUUAUGACCAGUACAGCUUACACCAAUAACCAGGCAGACAUCGCCACCCAGGGCUGGUUCAUCGGGCUCAUGUGUGCCAUCGCCCUUCUGGUGCUGAUCCUGCUCAUCGUCUGCUUCAUCAAGAGGAGCCGUGGCGGCAAGUACCCAGUGCGAGAAAAGAAGGAUGUCCCUCUGGGCCCUGAAGACCCCAAAGAAGAAGAUGGCUCAUUUGACUACAGCGAUGAGGACAACAAGCCCCUGCAGGGCAGCCAGACAUCCCUGGACGGCACCAUCAAGCAGCAGGAGAGUGAUGACAGCCUGGUGGACUACGGUGAAGGUGGCGAGGGCCAGUUCAAUGAAGACGGCUCCUUCAUCGGCCAGUACACGGUCAAAAAGGACAAGGAGGAAACAGAGGGCAAUGAGAGCUCCGAGGCCACAUCGCCGGUCAAUGCCAUCUAUUCUCUGGCCUGACGGAGCGCCCCAGGCACAGCACACUACUUUGCAAGUAGGAGGGGAGAAGGGGAGAUAAAGCGACCGCAGACCUACCACAAAGCCACAACCACCUUCAGGGACAAGGGUACAACAUGGGGUCUGCCGAGCUGUGAGGACCAGUGGCGACCCAGCUAUUCACAACCCCCUCCCAGUGAUACCCCAAUGCCCGUGGGUGUCACUAGAUGGGAAAGCUAGAGCUACACUCGUUGGAGGGAGUGCUAGUUUCUUGCCCUGUCUCAUGGCCACCCUGAGCAUUUCACCACAAUGGCCAGCCUUGAUCUCGGCACACACUCAUCCAUUCCUAUUGCUUACAAUCUUUUCACUGUCUUCGUUUUUUUUUUCUUUGUGUAUCUUCUCCUUCCAGCCCAUUGUCUCCAUUUUCUUUUACUUUUGAAAAAAAAAACGUCCCUGGAAAAAGACUAAGUGGGCUCUCCCCCAGGAAACGAAAAGAUGGGCAAAAAGGAUUGAUCCAUAACACAACAUGCAGAAAAGCUGUAGUAUUCAAGCGCCACCAGGCCAGUGUGUUUCCGAAGGAUGCCUUUCGCCAUAUGCCUCCCCUACCCCCACUCCCCACCCAUCUGCCUCGGCCUUGUCCGUGCUGAGCUGGGCUUGGCUCCUUUCUGGAAAAUGACAGUGUUUUUUUUUUUUUUUUUUUUUUUUGUUUUGUUUUGUUUUUUGGCAGGGAGAGGGUGGGCAGGGCUCCUUGCCGUACUCUGGUUUGGUUGGGAGUGGGGUUUACCUCUUGCUACUCGUUCUUACUCUGCCCCUGCUGCCAGAGAGUCUGAGAGUGAGCUGCACCCAAGAUGAAGAUGAAGAAUAGGUACCGAUGAGAAGGACUGAGCCCCGUGCAGAAACAAGUGAGAGUGUGGUUCCCGGGUAACGGAGCAAAUCUCUGGAGGAAAGAAAGGGCUGGGUCUGGAGCUCUUUUGUCUCUGGUAGUGAAACCCGGAGUGGAAGAGAGAGGACCACGGCUGCCCACCCAGUCAGGGUCUACGCUGCUACCCUACAAGAGCUGAAUCCCUGUGAUACAGGAGCGUGGCUGGUGUAUCUGGGGGUAACAAUGCUGCUCCCCCUCCCAUCCUGUCCUCGCUCAGUUGUGUCUGACAUGGACUUGUGUUUGACAUGGUAUAUGAAUGGGGAUCUGCUGCCCCCAGACUGAGCCUGUCUGUCCUUUCAUUAGGGUACACAUACAUAUCAGGGGACCAUGAGGUGCACCCUGCUAACUGCAGUGCUGUGAUGCCCCUGUCUGGAAGGACACAAAGCUCUUCGUAUGCCUUACGCAGCUCUGAUCUAACCCUGCAGUUCCCAGAUCCCUAGCCCUACUCUGCAAGCCUUGAUGCCUCCAGUGAUGUAUGUCUCGGGACCAGGGCAGCCUAUGCAAGCGUCCCCUUGGGACCAGAAGCAGCCACUCCACACUUGCCCUUCCCCCCACCACCCGAAUGGAGACACUCGCAGGCCUGAAGUUCUCAGCCUGAAGGUGCUGCCUUCAUCCCCACCUAAUCCACUUUUGAAACCAAAGGUACCUUGCCUCAACGACACAAGAGAUGGGAGCUCUUGAGCCAGAGUGUCACCCUGGAGCUGUGUCUACAGCCUGAGGCAGUUGUGGGAGGGCGAGGUCGACCACUGCAAAUGGAUCACCUGCCACCGGCAUGGCCUCCAACUUUAGCUAUUAGUCAGGGGCCUAGGCAGGCCCAGGGCUGCGCCCUUCAGAGACUUUUCAAAAGCGUCAUUUGCCACAUGUUUAAGCCGCAGAGGUAUUAGCAAUGCUUCCAUCCCUUGAUAAGCAUCCGAUUGAAGGUCAGGCCCAUAGGCACACACCCUCUGCAGGUAAGAAACCACAUCCCAGAGAUGAGCCGAUAAUGUUUGAGCCUGAGUGUGUGUCAUGGUCCUUUGGCUCAACCCAUGGCCAGCACUGCUGCCUGGAGGCCCGACGGACAUAUCUCAUGGUGAAAGGGGACAGGGUAAAGGGCAGAAGGCUGGGGAUGGGGGUGUGCUCAGGGUCCCCUUCCCUGGCUCCAGUCUAGCUCUUCUUGAACGCAGCAGGGCAUUGCUGUGGUAUAGGCCACCGUCCCUGGAGGGAAGGCUGGGGAAAUGUGCCUGUCAGCUUAAGUGAGGCACCACCCUUUCCAGAAAAAAUUUUAGAUCUGGGCAGAGUGGCCAGUUUCUCGGAUCUCAUUCACGUGGCACCAUCCGGCUAGUGAACCGAUGCACCGAGAACAGGCUUUUAGAGGAAGAGACUCUUAGAUGUGCCUGCCACAGACAACCUGGAGAGGGCUGCUUUGGUCUUAGGGGUCUGGGGGGAGAAGUGAAUCCUUAAACUGUCUUUGUGCCCCGCUCCAGAGUGCUGGCAUGCUCAGUACCCUCCUCCUCUGUAUAUAAAGAGAAAGUUACGAACCUUUCUCUCGAACUGCUUUGUGGGUGCUGAUAGGGGCUCCCACCGCCACUGAUCAUAGCUCUCCUGGGAGGAACAGAUCUGGGCUGAAGAACCAGUUUCUCCCAAGUAGAGAUGGCAGGUGCCCACAGACCAGGCUCAGCAGUGUGGGGGUGCAAGGUGGAGGAGGCAGCUCCUUCCAGGGAGGGGAGAGGCCACUUUCCACACAGCCUGCCGGAGUGUACCCCAACUCAGCAGGAGAGCAGUAUUGCCCCCUCCCUGCGCCUGGAUCCUAAGCAGCCAUCCCAAAGCGAUACCUAGUCCUGCUAGAGUUUCACCUGUCUAGUGGGGGCAGGGGAAGAGAGCAGUCAUCUUGCAGUGAUGCUGAGUGUUUAUCAAAUGCUCUUUGAGUCUGGGCCAAGGCUUGAGCCCUGAGUACCAUGUUAACGAGUGAGGUCAGAUGUGGCCCCUGCCCACACAGGGCUGAUAUUACUGGAAAUGAGUAGAUGAAUUACCAGGAUACGGAGACCAUUACGUUGGAAGCAUGGUGUUCUUGUUUGCUUAGACUACUGAAUGCUUCAAGUCAGAAAAGAAAGGCUUCCAAGGGAGAACCUGGUCCAUUGGGCCGGCAAAUCUGGACAGGACGUGGCAGUCAAGAUGAAUGGAGUUCAGCAACCAGUGUUGUGCUUCCUUAGGGUGUCUGUCUCCCCCAUUUAGCCCCUCUUUGAAUACUCUUGUUCAGAGGUGGGUUGGAUGUACAUGUCGGGAUCAACUGUCCUCCCCCCUCCCCAACCCUCACCCCGCCACCGCCUGGGAUAUGGUAAACAGGACACAUGGGUCCCUGCUUGGGCAGAGAGCUGAGUUGAUAGAGGGAAAACCAGCCUGGCUCCUGUCCUUGCCUAUUUCCUCUGCCCCCAGAGGUCAGGGUAGAAGGGACCACUUCCUCCCAACGAGGUCUAGAAUGAUCAAUGAGCCUAGAGUCAGCCGGUGACUCAGCUCAAAGGAAAUAAGAGAGCUUGUCCAUGGUUUCCCUGAACACAGUCAGCGUUCAGAAGGGGAUAGAAACAUCCAUGGGUAUUUGUAGAGUUUCCGGACAGCCUCCCCACCCACCACACACCUGUGCACACGCACACGCAUGCAGCAUUCCCACACCCUGUUGCAGAGCAGUGUUUCCAAGAGGGAACAGCCCAGAUCAUGCAUCAUCUCGCAGGAUGUGAGUCCGUGUCUGGUUCACAUGACAUGAGCUACUAAGACCUGGGAAAGGAGGGAUUUUGGGAAGGGAGAGAUUCUCUGGGUUGGGCCUUAUUUUUGUGACUCCUGUGGGCAGAAUGCAGAGAAGAGAUCAGAAAGAGAGACAUUUUCUGGCCCCUCCUGAGAGCUCCUGGUUAAGCCUGGCUGCCCUAGAGCCCCCCUCCCCCGACAUGAUGGGGAAAGCAAGGUCUCCUUGCUAUUUAUGAAGCGGUUUCAUUGUUGCUCAGCAGAGGUAAAACAUCUUGGUCCCUCCAUGGUCUGUGGCUGAGGCCAAGGUUCACUUCUCGCGGGAGGAUAGCAGGUUGCUUGGGUAUCACCCCAGAGCCCAUUCCUCACUUCUGUCACCUUGUGGUGGGGUGUCUGUCCUCCCUAAGUCCUUCAGCAGUAGCCUCUGUCCAGUGCAAGCCAAUGGCCAGGGUUGGUUCACCCAGCUGGGCCACAGUGCUCCCUUUUUACCGAAGCGAAAGUCCUCAUGAGAAUUUCACAAGGUAGCCUAGGAAGUCCAUGCCGGCAGUUCCCAAUUCAAAACAAGAAGCCAGCGACAGAGAAUGUGGCGUGUCAGGAGCCUCAAUGCCCUGGGGGGACACAGGUGGACUGGGCAGAGCUUCCCUUCAACUCAGUGGCCAAAUGCCUUUUAAUCCUAAUAUGCUGAUAAGAGCAGCCGCUGCCACGAGACAGGAGACGACGAUGAAGUAGAUCCAAGGCAUCUCGCUUAGGACAGAAUCGGAUUCCCUUUGUGAAGGAACCUCAGAGCUGAUCUAAUUUAAAUGACUCAUUGUGCAGACGUGCAUGGAGGAGAGCUGGUCAGCGAGGGUACUUUAGGGCCUUCUGACUCCGUGUCCAGUGUUCUUUCAUCCCCACCGCAGCUGCCUCGGUAGGUGUUGCUUGAGAUCUGUCCUGCAUAUCACCCUGCCACCUCUCUCUACCUUUACGCUUCCGCUCCCAGAACCUCCCAGUGUACAACAAAAAGGCUUCUCCUUAGUCCGAGAUCAGCCAGCCCGUGGUUAACUCAGCCGGGGUGUUACAAGCAGCCCCAGCCAGAAGGUGGGAUGAUGAGCCAGCCCACUGUGUUUGCUCCUGUGAAACCCGGACUGGGCCCCAGAAUGGUGUCUCUUGCUUCAUCAGCAUACGGUAUUCCCCAGAAGUGAGGGCAUGGAGGGGGGUCUCUGUCCAUUCUGCCCUUGACCGUAGAGUCUGCAGGUGCUGAGGGAUAGCGGGGCCCAGGCAAGCUUACCACCCUGGGAUCUGCUGCGUUGGAGUUCAGCAGAUGUAAAGACUUCCAUGAAGCAAUAAACACAAAAGUCUGGGAGUAGAUAUCCAGAAUUUUGUGCGCUCUGUUUUGUUUUUUCUUUCAAAGUUGCUGCAGAUCAGAUGACCUGACCUGCUCGCUCUUCUCAGUCUCAGAUGUGAUGUCCUAAGUCAGUGUUUCCCCUCUGCCCAGCUUCCCAGCUCUUUGCCAACUUCUUUCUGAGCUGAUUAUCAGUCACUUGUCUGUCACACGCCGCUAUCCAUCCCGGUCCCCGCCUCAACCAUGCUGGAUCCUGGAGGACCUCUUGCCCCGCCCCCAACCGCAUACACAUCUCUGCCUUCCACCAUGGUGUUCCCCGUGUCUCCAUCCCGCCCCACGUUCCUACACACGCAAGUUGGUCUAAUCUUUUCUCCUUUGGUUACACAUUUAACUCUCCAUGGCAAGCCCACGUUAAUCCCUCUCACAUCGCAUCCUUCUUGUGAGUUACUUGUCAUUAACCAACUUUGUCAGCAACAGAUAUGUAUCUGAGGGUGUCACGCGCGACCUUCAGCAGGGACUUCUGGGCCAUGGAAGACUGUCUAAUACAUGGACUUAUAAACUGACUGCAUGAGCAAUGAAAAGGCCAAAAUAUUCAGAUUUUUUUUGAAUCACUGUAAAAAAAAACUGAUUUCUUUUGUAUAGAGAACACUAAACGUAUAAUAAAAGUUGUUCAAAAUGGA